Molecule: messenger RNA, 899 nt
Organism: Leopardus geoffroyi (Geoffroy's cat)
Lineage: Eukaryota; Metazoa; Chordata; Mammalia; Carnivora; Felidae
Gene: FAM240A
Product: family with sequence similarity 240 member A
Exons: 2
Coding region: 1-318 (105 amino acids)
Source: RefSeq, a predicted model, not a curated record
AUGUUCCACGGGGGUUCGACUGAUACUUUCCUUUUCAAGGGGAUGAACAAUCAGUACGUCCGCCGGGAAGUCUUCUGCGGAAACACCUGCCACGAGCUCAAGCGUUUCUGGGAACGGGAGAUCGGCAAGCAGACCUACUACCGACAGUCGGAGGAAUAUCGCCUGGGAAAAAGCGCCCUGAGAAAGCUCAGAGAAGGAUGGAGGCAGAGACUGGAAGCAAAGCUGAGACUUCAGAACAGCCCAGAUGAGACCAAAACACGGGCAAACGCUGGCCGGGAGCAUCUCGCUUCGCUGACCCAAGAGGAUUCAAAGCACUGAGGUCACUGCGCCAAGAGAAGUCCGUGCAAAUGCCCGAGUCCCUGAGCUAUGCCACACAGAUGUCACACUGCCCCCGACCCGUGACGGAUCUACCCUCGCGUCCUCCCGGGUGCCAACUGGGAAUUACCAGCCAAGUCGGUCCCCUCCACGUGGGGGCCGGCAUAUUAUCCCAAGUGUCCCUAAAGAUGAGGUUAUUUAAUACCAGAGUUCCAUGCAGCAUGCUUCAUUUCCGUAUCGUUACCUUCCGAUUUUGACGUCUACGUAUUUUAAAUUCUAAGCCCACUCGGGGUGCUGAUCUCCCUGGUCACACUUUGUAAACAUCGCCCAGCAGUGCCGUUCCACAUCUCUCCCAGAAACAGUUUCAUGUGAUCCUUUCCCUUGUUUUCUUCUUAUGAGACACGUAACCAUCUGCAAGAUUAGCAAUAUUGUGAAUAGUCGUAAAGAUAAGGUUUGCCCAGAGAUUGAUCUGAGGCUAUUUCUCCUGCAUGUGAAUUUAAUUGGCCUCCUGAACCGUUCGAUCAGAUCAGGAUAACUGUAAUAAAACUUGGUUGCCCGGCCACCACGGAUGUGCACGCCCUGUG